AUGGUCAAAUUUAGCAUCAUGAAAUAUGUGUUAGCACUGUAUGCAAUAAGCAUUUUAUCUAUCAGAUUUAUUGGUGCACUGUAUUUUGAUUUCGGAAAUCCAUAUGACCUACUCAUCAGCAAUGCUCUUGUCGGAUGCGAUAUGGAUAUGGAUGCCAUUGAGACCGCAGCUAUUAUAUGCCCAAAUCGAGUUAACGAUACAGAAUACGUCUGGCAUCCUCAGCCACGUGCAGGUAAUCACACUAGUAUUUAUACAUAUGUAAGUGGUAAUGACACGCUUGAUUCCGUUCCUAUUUCGGAAGUGGUGCGAUCCGAAUCUGUAAAUGCAGUCUUAUGGUUCAAAUUUAAAGUUUCACAAACGGAACUGCAUUAUACAAAGGAAUUUGAUCAGUUGAUUACUGUUACCAAACACCGUUUGAUGUUCAUAUGCGGACCGCGAGAUAUGGUUUUGAGUGAUGAACUGCAGCGCCACCUGGAACAACUUGAUAGCUUCAACGAAGUGCAAGCGUUCCCAUGGGUUCCUGGUACAUCACUGACUCAGGAAAUAUCAAAGAUAGGAAGCGGUUUGGGAGUGUUCUAUUUACAUAGAAGGAACAUGUACCUACCACUUCAGGGCUGCGGCAGCCGGCCUUCACCGCUCUUCGAUCCGGAUAUGGAAGUGACUCUGGAUCCUGUCACAUACACACGUUCUUGCACGGCGGAUCCUAUGUCAGAAACACGGAUUGCAUUUGUUUGCGAAGGCCUAAUUGAACCUGACGGUUGCAUGAAAUCUCUCAUUAACCAGAAUGACCAAGUUGUGCCCGCCCCCGAACCACAGUCAUAUUGGACUUUUAAUAAACGUGGAAAAUGGAUAAUAUCAUCAUAUUUUGAUGGACUGGCAUUACCGUCCUUUCAUGGCGAAUGCCGAUGCAUAGAUCCUUGGACUGGUCACGUAAAAGCUAGGAUAGAGAUUCGUCCGAAAACCGAAUACAGUUGUGACAUUGCAAGCAUGCUUUUACGCAAUGGUAUUCGCUCUAUCCCUGGCACUUGGUGCUCCGUCAUCCUCCAUCCGGGGAGCACCUUGACCAUACGGUUGCCCACAGACGGCGUAGAUUCGGGGUCUGGUGAGGAUUUGCCGCAACUAUUACCUAAAGACUUGACCACACUGAGACAACUGAAAUCAUUACGUGACAUCGAUCUAUACGACGAAAUCCCGCGUCACCAAGCCCUCGCCGGGGAUGCCCUAGAGUUGGAUGUUUCACAAAUGGACCGUGGAGAGGUAAAAUUGAAGUACCAUUUGGGCAAACCACUCACAUUGAUAGGGGGGUUAAACUCAUUUGUAUAUCAUUGGAAUUUGAAAUCAACGAACGAGUAUCUCCUGGAAAGAAUACGUGCAACAGUUAAUGUCUCAUUUGCAUUUACCCACGAGUACGAAAUGUUUGGUUGCGACCGACGGACGCCGGGUGUCUUUCACUCAUUCGCUAGCGAAGAAUACUGUUCAACCAAAUUGAUGGGAAAUGGUAUUGGCCCUACGUAUGAAUGCGUAUGUGAUAUGUCUUUAGACAGCGGGCAGGCCGGUAUUUACUGCAGACCCGACGAGGUGCUGCUGCCGGAAAACUGUAAGUCUAGAAUGUACGACAUCUUCUCCAAUCAGAUUACGCCAAUGCCUAAAUCCAUGAAAAAUGUGACACUUCAAUCCAUCUCAGGAUUUCAAGUAAUCCAACAUAAAUCUGAAAGCUAUAUCCCUCUCAGUUAUGCUUGUAUGUGUAUCAAUGAAUAUGGAUAUGAAACCUCAAGGCUUUUGCUUGAGAAUAACCGUUACGAAAGCCAAGAGUACACGGUAGAUCGUGAAGAGGCGUCUAUCACGUCUAUACCAUACAUAGUAUUACCUUGGAAUGAGGUUGAAGUAUCCAGUGAAGACUUGACAAAGGACAAACAUCUUGUACUAUACAACAUACAUCAAAAGUCGGUAAAACUGCGUGUUGGAACAACGUUAAGCAUGACUUGUGCUUUUGGUCGAGACGCGCAAAACUACGUUGCAAACAACAGUGACAUAACAACAACAUGGCUUCCCGUACAGCCUGAAGUAUUCCAUUACGUUCUCACUGAGACAACACAUGGAGAUGGGUUGAUUCGUAAAGCGUACAAAGAUGCCAUCCUCACUACACCUGAUGGGUUUUCUGUUGUGCUCUAUGAUGAUCCUUCUCAAGAAAAUCAACAUUUAAUAAUAGAAUCGCAUAGAGGCGCUAUUCUGAUAUCAAAAGAUCCACUACACAAGAAAUUGGUGCCAAUGGCAUUCGUGUGCGGGAAGGCGCCCGAACCAUCGGAUUUUUCAGUUAUCACUCACGACAUGACUGCAUCGGACUCAUCAUCAGAUUCCAUAUCGCAGACCACAAUAUGGCCGGAAAGGUACACGUGGAAUGUGGUUGAAGUUGCUGUCGAAAUGACGGACCCCUACAUGCAGGGCUGCGGUGUUACGUCCUCAUUGGAUGAGUUGUUCAAGCCUGAAACACCCCUAAUCUACAAUGAGAAAGGAGAAGACAGCGGUUGCAAGAUAGACCUUCAGACUGCGGGUGAGGCAGCGUUCUAUUGCCCAGUACCGUACGUCCUGGACCCACCCGGUUGCUUCAACCAAGUCUCGGUGAACGGUGAAGUGAAGAACUUGAGUGACAUCAGCCAGUCUUUGGUAGCAUCACAUUCCAAUCACUUCGUAACCGUGCGUCUAUAUAGUUCACUUGCAGGACCAUACGAGACCCUGCGCCAGACCCCGCCGUUGGAGUGCCGAUGUGUCACCAUCAAGGGCAUCGUGCUGUCUACCAUCCAGAUCGAGAACUACUACUCCAAGUAA
This is a messenger RNA of Babesia bigemina, 2826 nucleotides long. RefSeq lists its product as hypothetical. The coding region runs from base 1 to 2826 and encodes 941 amino acids. NCBI's taxonomy places the organism in Eukaryota, Apicomplexa, Aconoidasida, Piroplasmida, Babesiidae. The transcript has a single exon. The record is from RefSeq and is a predicted model, not a curated record.